UGCUGGAGACUUUUGUUUUUAGUUUAUGUCAGUGUGACGUUUCAGCGCCCUCUUUAGAAUUCCUUCUAGCCGAAAGACACAUUGUUGCAAUGGCGCCAAGAAAAGGAAAAGUACAGAAAGAAGAAGUUCAAGUGUCCCUUGGACCACAAGUUCGUGAAGGCGAAAUUGUAUUUGGUGUAGCCCACAUCUUCGCCAGUUUCAACGAUACUUUCGUACACGUUACCGAUUUGUCUGGAAGAGAAACCAUUUCCAGAGUUACUGGUGGAAUGAAAGUGAAAGCAGACAGAGAUGAAGCUUCUCCCUAUGCUGCUAUGUUGGCUGCUCAGGAUGUAGCUGAAAAGUGCAAAACUUUGGGCAUCACCGCCCUCCACAUUAAAUUGCGUGCUACUGGUGGAAACAAGACAAAAACUCCAGGACCUGGUGCACAGAGUGCUCUUAGGGCUUUGGCUCGUUCAAACAUGAAGAUUGGCCGCAUUGAAGAUGUUACCCCCAUUCCAUCAGACUCUACUCGCAGGAAGGGUGGUCGCCGCGGUCGCAGAUUGUAAAUUUGCUGGUUUUUUAUGUCUUUAACAUCUCAAUAAAUACUUCGUUGAAGUAAUGAAA
Molecule: messenger RNA, 603 nt
Organism: Aethina tumida (small hive beetle)
Lineage: Eukaryota; Metazoa; Arthropoda; Insecta; Coleoptera; Nitidulidae
Product: 40S ribosomal protein S14a
Exons: 3
Coding region: 90-545 (151 amino acids)
Biological process (GO): maturation of SSU-rRNA from tricistronic rRNA transcript (SSU-rRNA, 5.8S rRNA, LSU-rRNA); translation; ribosomal small subunit assembly
Cellular component (GO): ribosome; cytosolic small ribosomal subunit
Molecular function (GO): small ribosomal subunit rRNA binding; mRNA 5'-UTR binding; structural constituent of ribosome
Source: RefSeq, a predicted model, not a curated record